Messenger RNA from Staurois parvus, 392 nucleotides. Lineage: Eukaryota; Metazoa; Chordata; Amphibia; Anura; Ranidae. The record is from the annotation of a GenBank genome assembly.
UUUGAUCUUCCCUGUUCCUGUAUCCAGCCGCGCGCUGUCUUCCCGGCUUCUGUAGUGUGGGCGCUCGGCAUGACAGCCGGGUGCCCAGUGUGCAUGGGCGAGAAGCACUUGCGCUUUGUGAUUGGUCCGGCAGCUUCUGGGAUCUGUCAUGUGUCCCAGGUACCGCCUUACCAUUCACAAAAAGCACCGCUUCUUGCGCAUGCGCACUGGGCAACCCGCCUGUCAAGGCCAGCGCCCACACUACAGAAGCCGGGAAGACAGCGCGCCGCUGGAUAGAGGAACAGGUAAGGUCCCGCUGCAGAGCUGAGCGGCCAGCCCGGUAUUUUGACACGGCGGCGGUGGAAAAUACCGGACCAGCCGCUCCAUAUUCGCUCCAUAAGACGCACUGACAU